Aphidius gifuensis is the source of this 617-nucleotide messenger RNA. RefSeq lists its product as uncharacterized. The transcript has 4 exons. Lineage: Eukaryota; Metazoa; Arthropoda; Insecta; Hymenoptera; Braconidae. Bases 109 to 570 code for a protein of 153 amino acids. The record is from RefSeq and is a predicted model, not a curated record. Gene Ontology annotation, cellular component: tRNA-splicing ligase complex. Gene Ontology annotation, biological process: embryonic morphogenesis.
AAAAAAGUAAAUAAAUAAAAGCCGAUUGUUGAUUUAUUGAUUGUUGAUUGACACUUGCUAAUUGUCAUAUGCAAAUGAUAAUUUAAAUAAUAAAAAAAAAUUGUUUUAAUGAUGGAUUCACAACAAUUAAUUUAUCCACAUUUAUUAUCAGAUGAUAAUUUAAAAGAAAUAUUAAAAAAUAGUUGUAUUGAAGUAUUGAAUUUUAACAAAUUGGAUAGAAAUAAAUUAAUUGAAAUUUAUAAACGAGUUGCAUUACCAAUAACUCAAAGAAAAUAUAAUGACAGACAACUUGGUAAAAGACUCCAAAAAUUAAGAAUAACAAGAGGUAUUAAAAUGAUAAAUUUUGAUGAUAAAAAUAAUCUAAGUACAAAUGAUAUUGAAGAUUCAUCAAAAAUAUUACCAAUAAAAAAUCAUGAAAAUAAUGAUCAACAAAUUGACAAAAAUAAUGUUAAAACAAUUAAUUUAUCUAAUAAUUGUGAUGAUAAUAAAUUGCAUAAACGAAAGAAUGAAGAAAUUAUGACAUCACCUGGAAGUGAAUCGAAAAAACGACAAAAAAUUACUUGGCCCUAGGGUCAUUGAAAAUUAUUAAUAACAAAUAUUAAAUGUUCAAUUUUGAA